AUGUCGUCUACGCCAGGAGCUCUAAAUGAAUUGAAGACUGCUGUUCCCCAACCUGCCUCUGUGCUUCCACAGACUGUGAAUGCACCGUCUCCGGUACCUAGGACGGUGUUCGUCAAGCUGGUGCCAACGACGCCGUUCGCUGGUCAUCGAUUCAUAGAAAGGGAAAGGAUUGCCCUUCUCGAUCCAGAUAAACCCGUCUACCUCCCACCUGGACCGUACGGUGGAGGACCCCUGUUGAAUGACGAUCUCUUUGGUACACGUCUACCAGACGGAUGGACAGAGUAUAUCCAUCCUGAUGGGCUUCCCUAUUUCCGCCACGAGCAAUGGGGAGUUGUGACGGAAAUGAACAUGCGGGACUUUCAACAAUGUCGACACCUUGAAAUUGUCCACGAGGUCACCAUGACUCGAUUUCAACAAGUGGACGAAGCACAGGGCGGCAAACUCAGCAAGGAGCCUUACGAGCUCUAUAUCUCCAACCGGCCGAAGCAUCGAUACUAUUUCAUUCGUCAUAGAACUCAGGAAGUGUUCUGGUUGGACCAAACGCGUCUGGGAACGCGCUUCCUAGGAGAUACAGAUGACGCUAAAGGGGCCAACUACAGUAUCCUGAUUCGCAACUUGUAUUAUGCUCAUUUAGCGUCAUUUCCCUGUCAUACUCAAGUACCCGAGGACGGAAUACAGUUUCUCCAUGGAUAUCUCACGUAUAUCGCGGCUGAUGACCUGACCACCCCUUUCAAGAUCACGCCAUGGGACCCACAAAAAGCUGCUACUCUCCUAGACAUGUUGGAACGUAUGAUAAGUAGGGGAACAGAUAGGACUGCGAAUGGGUUCAAAACAUUCUUCAUCGCCCAAUUGUUAGUUGCCGUUUAUAGUGUACGCGCAUUGCACCGCCAUGGUACUCAAGCUGCCAUAAACGAGCGGCACUUACCGCCGUACCCCGUGAUGGGUCCCUUCGACGCCGCUGUUCGGAUCUUCAGUUUCUUUGUCUACUCCACUUACGAAGAUCGGCUGCGUCUGGCCCUGCAAGGCGAGCUCGCGUCUGAACGGGAGUGGCACCGCCUUAUGACAACUCUCGUCGCCGAAUGGUCAGAUACCAACCUCUUGGCCACUGUGACACUUUCAGCGAACAUGGCCUUCCUUGCUCUAAACCUGUCAGGCGUUGCUCGCACAAGCAGUAUAGCUUCAACUCUUUUCGCUAUCGGAAGCAUCGUCAUCGGUUUGCAUCACGUCUGGAAGCACCGAGAUCAGCGCGAAGCCCGUAUUUCUGAACUCAGUUUUUACAUUCAAAACACGGGACGGAGCGCAACUGAUAUCAGGCACCUAUCUCUCCUCCUCAGCCUUCCCAUGAUCUUCCUUCUGUGGGCUCUCCUGGCUUUCACGUGCGCCGUCGCGAACUUUGCCUUCAAUCCCCCGAAAGCAAUAGCCUCUUACGUUGUUCCUGCCUGCGUGCUGGCGGUGAUCUGUGCCCUGGGCAUUGUCACAAAUGUGGUCUUCUGGAACGUUUUCAAGUAUAAACGCGGGAGAUAUACCCCUCGUCCCGUCAAGUAG
Molecule: messenger RNA, 1545 nt
Organism: Cyclocybe aegerita
Lineage: Eukaryota; Fungi; Basidiomycota; Agaricomycetes; Agaricales; Hemipholiotaceae
Source: the annotation of a GenBank genome assembly